This is a messenger RNA of Boeremia exigua, 917 nucleotides long. RefSeq lists its product as uncharacterized. NCBI's taxonomy places the organism in Eukaryota, Fungi, Ascomycota, Dothideomycetes, Pleosporales, Didymellaceae. The transcript has a single exon. The coding region runs from base 198 to 677 and encodes 159 amino acids. The record is from RefSeq and is a predicted model, not a curated record.
GGGUCGUUCGCUGUUUGUCUCAUUUCCCUCUCCAGCAUCGCGCACUCUUGGCACGCACCGUCCCUCCACUAUAAAAUACACACACCCCCGCGCUCACUUCUGCCCCUCACCGCACCACCUACACUCUUUUGACUCAAGUUCACUCCAACCUACCACAACCUACCGCAACCUCAAACUCAACACCUCAAAACUUCACCAUGCGUCUCCUCAACACCAUCGUCUGCAUCAGCAGCGUCCUCAUGGCCACCGCGUCCGCCGGCACGCCCGCCUCCUUCGAGGUCCCCGGCCCCGCCACCACGCCCUCAGUCGAGCCCACCACCACCAUCUACGAGACGUCAACGCAGUUCCUCACCUCAGCCGUGAUCGUCACUGGCGUGCCCGCUAACAGCAGCGCCGCCACGUCAAGCUCCUGCUCCGAGACGCUCCCCAUCGAGACCGUCUACCCGCAGAACAGCACUGCCGUCGUGCUGCCCACCUCGUACCCCAACACCACAUCCACCGUCAUCGUCAACGUCACUGCCUCGGUCUCCACCGUCGGCACCACGUCCAAGGUCGGAACGGUGUCUGCAUCUGCGUCUGCGAGCGUCAGCGAGGUGCCUGACAACGGCGCGGGCAAGGCUGCUGGGAACGCCAUGCUCGGUCUGGGCGCUGUUGCUGGCUUCAUGGCGCUGUUGUGAGUGGACGGGAGUCUGCGAACAUGUCUGCGAGUCGACUGUGGACAAGGAAUAUCGCGCACAGCAUGGUUAUCUGCUUUCUCUCUCGAAAGCGAGGGCGGUGUCAAGCUGCGCUUCGGCCAUCUUCGAGUAACGCUAUGUUGGGUGCCGAUCUGGAGGAUGAUGUAGAACCUUAGGGUGCAUCAGCCAGUCACUACAAAUGUCAACCGAAUAGCAAGUACCAAUUGUUCCCCCGUGAUGUCC